Molecule: messenger RNA, 4535 nt
Organism: Chinchilla lanigera (long-tailed chinchilla)
Lineage: Eukaryota; Metazoa; Chordata; Mammalia; Rodentia; Chinchillidae
Product: probable E3 ubiquitin-protein ligase HERC6
Biological process (GO): protein ubiquitination; ubiquitin-dependent protein catabolic process
Molecular function (GO): ubiquitin protein ligase activity
Source: RefSeq, a predicted model, not a curated record
AUGGAUGUCUGUAUCUUACAGUGCUCUUCCUGGCGAGUCCUCUACAUUCCCUGGUACUCGCAGGGAAGUGAGGAGGGAGACUGGGCUGCUACGGGGCGGCAGGGUGUGCCCAGGAAGCUGAACCAUCCAGCCUUGAGCUCACGCCCACCACUCCCCUUCCGGAGCCUGGCGCGCAGAGCUCAAGGACCCGAUGGAGGCUGCCGGGCGCGGGGUGUACUUCUUCUAGGCGCGGAUGAGGGGCCCCAGAGAGCGCAGCGCCAGGAGGCGGCGGGCGCGGGACUGCUGCAGGCGGCCAGCGGGGAACGCCACGCGCUGCUGCUGCUAACCUACCGCGCCCUGCACCCGUGCGGGGACAACAGCCGCUGCCAGCUGGGCCUGAGAGACGUCUCCAGCAGGGAGCGGCCAGAACCAAUCCAGGUGUUGGCAAAUCUACCUGUUGAUCUUGUGAGCUGUGGGAAGGAGCACUCCACUCUCUGCCAUAGAGGAAAGGUCUUCGCAGGGGAAGUGGGUUCUGGUGGACAGCUGGGGACUGGAAAAUUUGAGGAAAUCAGUUUUAUCCCUCAGAAAAUAAAAGCUCUGGCUGAUAUAAAAAUAAUACAAGUUUCCUGUGGACACUACUACUCCCUGGCAUUAUCAAAAGUUGGGCAAGUGUUUUCAUGGGGAAAGAACAGCCACCUGCAGCUGGGCCUAGGGAAGGAGUUCCCCUCUCAAGCCAGCCCUCAGGAGGUGAGGUCCCUGCAGGGGAUCCCGCUGGCUCACGUGGCUGCAGGAGGGGCUCACAGCUUUGCCCUGUUUCUCUCUGGAACUUCGUUUGGCUGGGGAAACAACACCGCAGGGCAGCUGGCCCUCAGUGGGAAUAAGGUCCCAGUGCAAAGCUAUAAACCUCCUUCAGUUGGGGAGCUGAAGAAUCUAGGUGUGAUUUAUAUCAGCUGUGGUUAUGAACACACUGCAGUGCUUACUCAGAGUGGCCAGUUGUUCACAUUUGGAGGCAAUAGCUUUGGACAGCUGGGGCAUAGCCCCUCGCCAGAUAAUAGGCCACAACUUGUGGAAAGGACUGAGGGCCAAGUUUCACAGAUAGACUGUGGAAGCUAUCACACCCUUGCCUACAUCUAUACCACUGGUCAGGUGGUGUCUUUUGGUCCUGGACCAAGCAAUCCAAGUCAUCUGGAGACCCUAACAGAGAACUCUGACAUUAUAUGCCUGAUUUCUGCUGAUGAUCUCAGGGAUAUUCAAGUCAAGCACAUUUUUGCUGGAACAUAUGCCAACUUCAUGACAACUCAUCAGGUGGCAAGUUUGCUUGGUAUGCUGGCUGCUGCACUGUCCACUGCCAGCCUGUGGGAGGCAAAGCAGUGCCUACAGGAUGCUCCUUCAGGAGGCAGCACCCAGAGCACCCUGAAUCAAGACUGGCAUGAGUACAGGAAAAACGAGAACAGGCUUGGUGGUGGUGAGAAAGCUUUCAGUGAAAGAAGGGGAGGCAGACGACGUAGCCUGAUGUCAGAAACUGAAGAAACAAUUUCCAUUGAUGGGGAUUUACAGAUGGCAAGAGAUACCUUCAAGAAGUUAAUGGAAAAGGAAUGGAUUUCUUACAUGGUAACUGAAUGUCUGCAGGAUAAUCUGCCUGGAGUUCUUCCAUACAAUUCUCCACCCCAAGAAGCUCUGGAAAUUUUCCUCCUUCUCCCAGAAAGUCCUGUGAUGCAUGAUUCUAAGAAGCGGAGGAGCCUGGUGGUUCCAUUUGCAGAGUUUGUUUUUAAAAUGAGUAACAGAUCUUUACGAGUCCUGAAAGUGUGCUGGAAAUCUUCGGAAGCAUCUUCUCUGAACACAUUGGUCCAGAUGCUUAAGACAGCCAUCAUCUCUGAACUUCAUUAUCCAAACUAUCUAAAUACCUGUAAUCUCAAAACUCUGCUAAAAAUGAUGAAAGAAGUGCAUAGGAUAAACAAAGCUACCUGUCAGUUACCAGAAAAUACUUUCAACAUAAAUGAGCUCUUUGACAUCUUGAACUUUAUCACAGAUAGAAAAAGCCUGUUCAUAUGGAAGAACAAACUGGAGACAGAAGAAAACAUAGAACUGGAAGCAAUAAUGGAACUAAAGUUUGAGUCACCUAAAUUAAUUCUGAGAAUCAGGAGAAGUCACCUGGUUAUAGAUGCCCUAUGUCAAUUAAGCCAAGUUGAAAACAGUGACUUUUGGAAACUAUUAGUGGUUGAAUUUAUCAAAGAAAUUCAUCCUGAGAGUGGAGGGGUCACUGCUGAGUUCUUCUACUGUAUAUUUGAAAUAAUGACCAAGCCUAAAUAUGGAAUGUUCAUGUAUCCUGAAGAGGGUUCCUGCAUGUGGUUUCCUGUCAAUCCAAAAUAUGAAAAAAAGAGGUACUUCCUCUUUGGGAUGCUCUGUGGACUCUCACUAUUCAACUUCAAUGUCGCCAACAUUCCUUUCCUCCUGGCUCUGUAUAAGAAACUUCUGGACCAAAAGCCAUCUUUGGAAGAUUUAGAAGAACUCAGUCCUUUUGGGGGGAAUAGGAAUUUGCAAGUUCUAAAUGAUGAAGCUAGUGACAUUGAAGAACUUGACAUGUAUUUUUCUAUACACUGGAAUGAAAAUGAUGUUGACUUAAUUCCAAAUGGGAUCUCUGUACGUGUGGACAAAGCCAACAAGAAUGACUUUGUUUCUAAGUGUGUUGACUACAUUUUCAACAUCUCCAUAAAGGCAAUUUAUGAGGAAUUUUCUAGAGGAUUUUACAGAGUAUGUGACCUGGAUGCCAUCAGACAUUUCCAGCCCGCAGAACCAAUGACAGCAGUAAUUGGAAGUACUAAUUAUGACUGGGAAGGCUUUGAAAAGAAUUCACAGUAUAAGCAAGGAUACCACAUAUCACAUCCUACUAUAGUGAUGUUUUAGAAGGCUUUCCACAAGUUAACUUUGGAUGAAAAGAAAAAAUUCCUCCAUAAGUAUGGCAGUGCUGCAUGGCUUCACAAUUAUCUAUCUCAUACAAGGGUACAUAGCGUAUUUCUUACAGGGCGUGAUAGAUUGCAUGUAGGAGGCAUCCAGAAUAGAGGAAUAGUGUUCCGCUGUCCUGCAACUUUCAGUGAAAGAGAUUACCCAAGGUCACUGACGUGUCACAGUGUUCUGUAUCUGCCCCAGUAUUCCACAAUGGAAAGAAUGGAGGAAGCCCUUCACGUGGCUAUCAACAACCACAGGGGCUUUGCGCCCCCCGGGACCCUGCUGUAUACAUAUUACAUCUUGGAUAUUUUUACCUCCCUUUCUUCCACUCUCCCUUUAUUUCCUUCCCCAGAGACAAUCUUAAUAGUCCUAUCCCAGCCCUUGUCAACCAAGAACAUCUUGUUAAACCAUACUUACUCCUCUCUUACGAUACUAUUACUCAUUCCACCUAACAUAAUACAACUAUUCUAGUUACAACCAAAAAUGCAAUAAUCACUUCCCCAACGUCUCUACAAUUUGAGCAUUUUUGAAAAGUCUAAGCCCAGGUCUCUCCUGGGACUCAAGGCAAACACUUAACUAUGAACCUCUGUAAAAAAUAAAAAAUUAGUUACAAUGAUACAAUGGCACAGAGUAAAAAUUCUCAUUCCAAAAGGGAGACAUAAGGGAAUAAUAAAAAAGAAUUAGACCAAAGCAAGACCAAAACCUACCACAGCAAACCCUGAUACAUUCACAACAGGGCCAUAAUUCAUAUGUCUCAUUGCCAGGUGGCUCUGAUUUAAAUUUGAUUGUACUCACUGUUGAACCACUGGUGGUAUAUGCAUGACUGUCCCAUAAAGCAGCUUGCACCACUUUUCAAGAGGUCUUUGAUUAUAAUAAUGAAAAAAAAAAGCAUUGAUUGAGCAGAUGUCAUCAUAUUAUAGUUCCUUAAGAAAAACAUUAAAUGGUGUAUUAUAUUUGAGUUAUAUUUUACUUUCUCAUGGUACUGGAGAUCAAGCCCAGAGCCUCAAGCAUCCUAGGCAAAGGUUCUUCCAAAGAGCUACAUUCCCAGUCCUUUUCCUGAAUUUCAAAGGGAAAGGCAAUCUCUAAAUUUUAGGGCUCCCCUAGCACCCAAUUUUUGGUUACCUUUUAGCACCAACAUUCCUUUUUCUAAUGUAAAUGGCUGAAUUGUACUAAAUGGUUGUGGAAGAGAUAAGACCAAUUCUUUACACAUUUGUUCAAAAAGUACUAGAAGAAAGAAAACUUACCAAUUAGUUUUCAAACCCCAGCAUUACCCCAACACAAAAACAGACAGUACAGGAAAAGAGAACAUGUAUGUUUUUAUGAAAAGAGAUACAUAAAUCCUUUACCAAUUUUUAACAUAAUAAGCACCUCCAACAAAAUGUAGAAGGAAAAAUGCCUCACGGUCAUGUGGGAUUUAUCCAGAAAUGCAGAAAAGACAUUUAAGAAAAUUCAGUACCCAUUCAUGCAUGAUAAAUAUUCUGAGGAAACAAGGACUAAAACAGAACUUCACCAAACCUGAUGAAUCUACAUUCACCUAGGCCCAUUCUUAAUGGAGAAAGACUCAAUGCUUUCCUUCUAUAUUAGGUACUUUUCUUGUUGCUAAGACAAGC